Patiria miniata (bat star) is the source of this 4079-nucleotide messenger RNA. Its product is annotated as short transient receptor potential channel 5-like. Gene Ontology annotation, molecular function: store-operated calcium channel activity; inositol 1,4,5 trisphosphate binding. Gene Ontology annotation, biological process: regulation of cytosolic calcium ion concentration; manganese ion transport; calcium ion transmembrane transport. The coding region runs from base 247 to 2688 and encodes 813 amino acids. Gene Ontology annotation, cellular component: membrane; cation channel complex. The transcript is spliced from 19 exons. The record is from RefSeq and is a predicted model, not a curated record. Lineage: Eukaryota; Metazoa; Echinodermata; Asteroidea; Valvatida; Asterinidae.
CUGUAGACAGCUUUCCGCAACUCGACUUCUUUUUGUUCAUCGAUCCUUUCAACUCACUGUGCCGUGUUUCCACUUGACUAGCUUCGCUAUGCCCACGAAGGCCUGUACCGAUACGCGAUGUGGUCAUUGUUUCACACGGAGGUGAGCUGAUAGUCUCAAGAGUUGAAGCUUCUUCAUAUAGGAACACAAACCUACAGCGCUUGUGCAGUUGGUCUCGGUUAGAUUUUAAAAAGUGGCAGAGGCAAAAUGGCCGAGGAUCAGAUCGACGGACAUUUUCUUAGUACAAAAAAGUUGACAAUUCCCGACGUCUCGCCGACCAAAUCCAUCACGCCGUCUUGUGAUUCGCGGUUUCUUAAGUUUGUCAAAGAGAAUGACAUCAGUGGGGUCAGACGGCUGUUUGCUGAAGGCGAAAUCAAUGACUUGACCGAGUGUGAUGAGCUUGGGCGGUCAGCGUUGACUAUUGCCAUUGAUUGCGAUUAUCUUGAAAUGCUGCAAUGUUUGCUGGAAUCUGAUCUGGAUCCAGGGGAUGCGUUAUACUACGCCAUAGAAACCCACAGCAUUCAGGGAGUGCAGACGCUGUGUCGUCAACUAAAAGAAACGAGAAGAGAGGACAUUCUGAACCGCUUUCCAGUGACUCCGAGUUGGCCCUCAACAUGCAAGCCAUUGAUACUGGCAGCAAGGCAGGAUAACUAUCACAUUGUAAAGGUUCCUAGAUUUAAGCAAGGCUGUGACCGCAUCGAAGCUAAUCUAGCAGCCCUGAGCACCAAGCUACUUAGCCUGGCAAGAGACAACAAGGAGGUGGCGUUGUUACUGAAUGGUGGAGACGACGAAGAGGCAGGGAAACCCAGGCUACCACGCAGACUGCGACAAGCCUUUGACAUCGACUUCAAAGAAUUUGUUAGUCACCCAAGCAGUCAGGACUACAUGAUAUCCCAAUGGAGAGUUCCAUCUCUGCAUUUUUUACGUCGCGCCAUGUCAUCUGAAAUCUUGUGUGACCUCAUCUACCUCCUGUUCAUGUUACUCUUCCCCGUGACAUGCAUCUUGUACAUUAUCCUUCCAGUGGAGGAAUUACGUAUUUUCCAGCGACCACUGGUGAGGUUUCUGCUUCAUCUAGCAUCAAAGUUAUAUUUUCUACUUCUGCUCAUCCUGUCCACAAUGAGACCGAGAGUACUGGUCGUCAGCAGUGGACAGUCAAUGAGCGAGAAUCUCACCGCCGACCAGAGGAUCAGACUCUACAUGAACUACAAAGCCAGGCCAUGGGAUGUAUUUACUAUUCUCAUAAUUAUGUGGAUUGUAGGAAUGACAUAUCGAGCUGUUAAGGAGGUUUGGCACCACAGCCUGAAGCGAUACCUCAUUAACAACAAGUGGAACAUUCUCGACUUGUUACAACUCGUUCUGUACUGGACAUUCAUCAUCAUGAGCGUUGUGUCAUAUGUGCAGGCUUGGCAGACAACACAAACGUGGGGGCUUGCAAAUGACGUCACCGACAUACCAGAAACAAGAAACGAAAGACAGGUCCCAUCGACACCAAUACCUACCCAGCCUGAUGAGCAACAGUUCUUAGUUAACAUGCCACAGACAACAGGUUUUCCCCCAGAUGCCGCCGACUCCUUUGAAGAUUUUGAUCCACAAGUUUUCCAUCAGGAAGGCUGGGACGUCAACGCGCCACUGGUACCGCCUUUAUUGGGAGGAGGCCCGCCAGAUCGUGCAAGCAUCCGUGAUGAUGUCAUACUUGGCAACUAUGAAAACGAGAGUCGCUAUGACUGGCAUGUCUUCGAUCCCCUCCUCGUCGCCGAAUCUGCCUUUGCCUUGGCCAACGUCUUGACCUACCUUCAUCUUGUUCAUAGCCUGGUGAUCCUGGAGAGUCUGGGACCGCUACUGAUCUCCUACAAGAGCAUGGUGGCGGAUGUCACCAAAGUGGCCGUCAUCUUUAUCUUUCUUGUCAUCUCCUUCUCUCUCGGCCUGACUCAGUUGUAUCGGACCUUUGAGAGAUUGGAUCUGCAGACAUGCAUGAGCAUCAACGACAAGUCAGAAUGCCCCGACAUGCCGUUUCUCUCGUUCUCUACCUCCAUGGAAUCGCUGCUGUGGUCGUUGUUCAACCUGAUCGACCAAAGCAAUUUGGCGGUAGACGAAGACCUGUACCUGACUGAAUAUGUCGGCAAACUCAUGUACUUGACGUUCAUGGUGGUGGCAGUGCUGGUGCUGCUAAACGCCCUCAUCGCUAUGAUGAGCAACACAUACACAAGGGUUGAGGAUAAUUCAGAAGUGGAGUGGAAGUUUGCACGCGCCAAGCUAAUGGCGGAAUACAUGACACCUAGCGUCACUCUGCCACCUCCUUUCAACCUCGUUCCAUCUUGCAAAUCAAUUCUCAGAGUCAUUUGUUGCCUCUACCGGAAGUGUUGUAAUCGUCAGCUUGAUCGUGGACACCGGACUUCUAAUGACAACAAUGGAACAUAUGAGCUGGAGACGAAAAAGCCAUCUUACUCAGGCAUUUAUACUGACUACCAGGUGCUCAGCCGAGCGCUUGCCGAGCGAUGCCACAGGGCAUCGCAGAUGGAAAAGGUGAAACAAAAACACAAGAGCAAAGCAAAGCAAGAAAUGGCCGCUCUCAAGAAGACAGUGGAAAAUAUCAGUGAUGAAAUGCGACAGUUACAACUGCAAAUGCAAAAGUUCAUGUACAGUAAGUAGCCACAGCCAUAAGAAGAUGACAAGAGCCGCUCGGAGUCGUUUCCUAGAAAAGACAAAUGAUUAUGUAAAUAAAGGUAAUUUGAGAAUUUGUGUAAUUUUUUUCUAGCUUUUUGGUAUAAUUAUUACAUAUGUUUGCAUUGAUAAAUAAUUGAUUGUUCUAAUUUAUUAUGGCUAUUACUAAUUUCUAUAUUCAGUACAAUUUGUACGAUCCAAAAAAAUAUGAGCAGUAAAGACCCAAAAUGUAGCAGUUGUCGUUUUGAGUUGUGAAUAAAUAAUUUUAAAAAAGGAAACUAAAAUGUGUAAUGGGAUGAAAAUUGAAAUAUCUGUAAAAAUCGAUUCAUUUUAAGUCAGACUUUACUAAUGUCAAAAAUUUCAUUUAAAAAUGUCAAAAGGAUGACAUUAAAAAGACUGUACAAUUCAAAGCUUGAAUUUUUCACAAUAAGUAAAAGGUGAUUUGGCAAAGUUUUUAAAAAAAAAAACUCACAACUUUAAUCAGGCGUUAACGUUAAGUAAUGAGUUUCUAUUUCAAAAGUAUAUACUAUAUAUUGUUUACUUGACAAGAAAGUCAAACAUUUGCCGUUCAGAGAAACGUUUUCGUUUGAAGGUCUCUAAAAGUUAAAGUUUAUGAAAAAAAAGGUACGGUUUCAGAAUGUUUUUUCUAGCUUUUUGGUACAAUUGCAUAUGUCUGCAUUGAUAAAUAAUUGAUUGCCCUCAUUUAUUAUGUUACUUAUAAUAUGCAGUAAUGACCCAAAAUGUAGCAGUUGUCGUUUUGAGCCGUUAAUAAAAAGAUAUAAAAUGAUAAUUAGAUGAAAGUCGAAAUAUCUUUAAAAAUUGAUUCAUUUUAGUAAGACUGUAUUAAAAUUGUCCUAAGGAUGACCAAAAACCCUGUAUAAAUAUAAUUCAAAACUUGAAUUGUUUUCAUACUGAGUAAAACGUGUUUUGGAAUUUUUGUUGUGUGCUUUUUGUAAAGUCAGUUGUUGUUAAAAAAAAUAUACAAACUUGAAUUGUGCGUUUUCUUUAACGAUUUUCUAUUUCUACAUUUGUCUGUACGUAUGUUUGCCUACUCGCCCCAAAAAGGCCAAGAUUUUGCAGUGCAGAGAGUGCAGGGAAAUGUAUUCGUUUUAAGGUCUCAACAAUUAAACAAGUUUGUCUAUAAAGAAAUCUGUUAAUUGAAUGUAAAUGGAAAUAAUGUUAUUAAGUUUCAAACUGCAAAUUGAGCAAGUUGCGAUGGUAACCCAAUUUGUAAAUACGGAGUUCUUGUAACGAACAAGAUAUAAAGGAGUUAGAUGUCUUGACAUGCGUAAACAAAUUGUACUUCAAGAAAUGUUGUAAAUCGAGGUUCGAUCAAUUAAACGUUAGUUGCUGAUAAAUGAUUCAAUUUAUUGAAAUGA